Molecule: messenger RNA, 4581 nt
Organism: Scatophagus argus
Lineage: Eukaryota; Metazoa; Chordata; Actinopteri; Scatophagidae
Gene: chm
Product: CHM Rab escort protein
Exons: 17
Coding region: 73-1983 (636 amino acids)
Biological process (GO): intracellular protein transport; vesicle-mediated transport; small GTPase-mediated signal transduction
Cellular component (GO): nucleus; cytoplasm; Rab-protein geranylgeranyltransferase complex
Molecular function (GO): GDP-dissociation inhibitor activity
Source: RefSeq, a predicted model, not a curated record
GUGAUACACUAGGAUUGUUGAUUGAGCAGGGCUGGUUCCUGUCACGUGACUCUGCGUUACACUGCUAACAAUAUGGCUGCCGAGGAUCUGCCGUCUGAAUUUGACGUCGUCAUUCUAGGCACAGGUCUUGCUGAGUCUGUGGUGGCAGCAGCCUUUUCCAGAGUGGGACAAAGAGUUCUUCACGUCGACAGGAGGAGUUAUUACGCAGCCAACUGGGCCAGCUUCACCUUCAACGGUCUGCUCACCUGGAUACAGGAGCACCAUGAGGAGUCUCAGCCAGAGGAGGCACAAGAUUGGUCGAGCCUGUUGGAGGAAGGGGAGGAGCUGAUCUGCUUGUCAAACUCAGACUCCGCUUCCAUCACUAACCUGCAGGUGUUCUGUUUCACCAGUGAGGAAGAUGAGGAGGAGGAGGAGGAGGAGGAGGAGGCUUCGAGUCCCGACCCUCCAAACACCACAGAAGAAAAAACAGGUGGAUCUGAUGGAGACACUGUUAAAAGAUCAGCAGAGGCAGAAUCAGCAGAUUUAAAAGAAGAAGAAGCAGAGGAGAGACCAGAGGAAACGGCAGGCAACGAAGAAGAGGAACAGAGGGCCCAGGUGGAGGGGGAGGAGCCAAAAGGAGAUCAGCCGACCCCCUCAGCUGCUCAAAGCCAAUCAGAGCCAACCAAGAAGAAGAUCAGCUACGCUCAGCUGGUGAAGGAAGGACGAAGGUUCAACAUCGACUUGGUCUCCAAGCUCAUGUAUUCUCGCGGCUCAUUGGUCGAUCUGCUCAUCAAAUCAAAUGUUAGUCGCUAUGCAGAGUUCAAGAACGUCACCAGGAUACUCACCUAUCGCCACGGAAAGGUGGAACAGGUGCCCUGCAGCAGAGCAGAUGUGUUUGCGAGUCGUCAGCUGUCGGUGGUAGAAAAGAGGAAGUUGAUGCGUUUUCUCACUUCCUGUGUGGAGGAGACGGAGGAGCAGCAGGCCUACAAUGGUCGGCCAUAUUUGGAGUUCCUCUGUGACCAGCAGCUUGGUGAGAACCUGCAGCACUUACUGCUUCACUCCAUCGCCAUGGUAACAGAGGACACCCCCACAGAGGUGGGCCUUGCUUCAACACGUCACUUCCUGCGCUGCCUUGGUCGCUACGGCAACACGCCCUUCCUGUUUCCCGUCUAUGGCCUUGGAGAGAUACCCCAGUGUUUCUGUAGGAUGUGUGCUGUGUUUGGAGGAAUCUACUGUCUGAGACACUCAGUGAAGUGUCUGCUGGUGGACAAGGACAGCAACAGGUGUAAGGCAGUGAUUGACAGCCGAGGACAGCGAAUCAGCUGCAGCCAUUUCGUGGUGGAGGAAGGAUACUUGGGGGCGGACCGGAAGAGGGUGGCCACACCGCCAAGGUUCGUCUCCAGAGCUGUGUUGAUAACUGACGGCUCCAUUUUGCCCAGUGACUCUGACCAGCAGGUCUCCAUGGUGACGGUUCCUCCAGUAGCAGCAGGAAGUCCAGCGGUGAAGAUGGUGGAGCUCUGUCCAUCCACGAUGACCUGCAUGCCUGGAACAUAUCUGAUUCACCUCACCUGUCAGUCAGUUGGCUCCGCCUAUGAGGACCUGUCGCCAGUAGUUACCAGGAUGUUCCGCACGCCAGAGUCACAUGACCAAGAAAACUGUCCGUCUGUCCUCUGGUGUCUGUACUUCAACAUGGCCGACGGUUCGGGGCUGGAGGUCGAAGGCCACGACCUCCCGUCUAACGUGUACGUUUGCUCUGGACCGGAUGGAGGUCUGGGACACGAACACGCCAUCAGACAGGCGGAGGCGAUUUUCCAGAAGGUUCUUCCUGAGGAGGAAUUCUGUCCUCCUGCUCCCAACCCCGAAGACAUCAUCUAUGACGGAGACAACACGUCUUCCUCUGCGGGCGGAGAUGAGGAGGAGGAGGAGGAGAAAGAUGAAGCAGGAGACGAGCAGAGACGGGAGGCGUCGGAGGAGGAGCAGCAGGGCCUUCAGACUGAGGAGUAACAUGUGUCUAAACCUUCCAUAGAAGCCAAACGCUCCUGCAGUGAAUUGUGGGUAAAAUUGCCUUCAUUUUGUUUUAAAUCUUUAUUAUUUUUCUAUGAUUUGUUAUUCUGUCUUAUUUAAAUAUCGUCAGUCUGACUUCAGUGGAAGCAUUAAAAAUUCAACAUGAACAAACGGUCACGUGUUUUACUCAGGGGCUCUGAAUUCUCUGCUCUGAUUGGCUGCCUGUGGCAACAGCCCUCAGAUUUACUUACACCAAGCCCAGUCCAGGACCACACUAACCUGGUCCUGUGUGAUCUCCUGGAACAUCACAAACCCCCGACUCAAGUCCUUUGUUAUCUGGCAGCUUUUAAUCAAACCAGUUUCAGGUCAAGUGUGACUCGUUUUUUUUUCCAGAUCAUCCCGUUUGUCGAGACCUUUAGAAACAGGAAGUGGAUCGAUGGGGGGGUCAGACAGCCACAGGGACUCAGAUCUCCCGUCGUGCUGCUGUUCAAACCUCCGAGCGAUGCAGCGCUCCUGCGUCCAGCUGCAUGAUGGGAGAGUAAAGGGUAGACGUGGCCCACAGGCACGCACACGUCUAAAUGUCAGACUGUUUGCUUUAAAGGAGCAUCCCGCUGUUUCUGCAGCUGUCAGUCUGUGUGCGAGUUCAGGUGUUGUAACAGUCAGACUGUGCUGCUGCCCCCUGCUGGCACACAUCCACACUGCACGUUGUUUCGUUUGCUUCCCAGAAACAUAAAUUUAGUGAACGAAUUAACUGAUGCGACGCUUCUGAACGCCGAGUGGCUGAAACGUGAAGAGACAAUCAGAAAAGCUUUACAACCUCGGACUUCCUGCAGCUGACAACCAAACAAUCCUACAAAUCAUUUUUACUGCCACUCAUUUUCAUCCAAAGUCUCCACGGCAAUCAGAAGCAUCAAAAACAUCUCAAAUUUAACUCAGUUUUAGCUGACACUCACAGCUUAGUGUCUUCAGAAGAAAUAAACUGGUUUAACCAGUUUCUGCAUUAUUGAUUAUGUCAGUUGACUGAACAAGUUAUUGCUAACUGAUCAGAGAUCAGCUGUGAACAGAGACUCAGUGCAGACAGACUAACUUUAAUCUUUUUAUUGUCAGAAAAUCUUGGUGCAGUUUACAGACGACGACCGCGGCGUCCGCCCUUCCUCCUGGUUGAGUCUGACGGGAUCGGAGUGACGUCCUCUGAUCAAACCCAGAAGAAGAAACAGGAGGUCAAACACAGGAAACAGACUAUUUAACACGUUAUAAAGGGUCAGUUCACACAAAUCUGCUGAAAACUCAGCACAUUUACUCCAGUACUGCAUUUAAGUGCAAGUACCUGAACCCUGAAAUCAAGUAUUUCCAGUGAUCUGGUACAGGUGUAUUAACGGCUGCCAAAGGAUCAUUUUAAUGUUUUUAACGAUGACAGCCCAUCGCUCCACCUUCCUGUGUGACAUCACACCUGGUCAGCAGACAAACAGACUGUCAGGUGGUACAUCUCUUAAAUCAAAGUAGUUUGAGUGAGUACUGAAGGUGGAGAAGUAAAAUGACCUGCAGUAAUCAGGUAAAGUAUUCUUUCAUCCGUGUCAGAGAGCGACUGACAGCCACCUUCAGGUCGUCUCACUCUGAUCAUUUCAUCGGCACCGACUUUGACUGACAGCUUUCACAGCAAAUGACGCCGAGUUCACCCAGCGGGGUCGGAUUUAACUGAACAGGUUGGUGUCAGAGAACUGAGCGGGUAAACAUGGCUGACAUGACAGUGUGUGUGUGUGUGUGUGGACUCACCGAUGCGUCCGAUCUUCAUGCCUGAACGAGCCAAAGCUCUGAGAGCAGACUGAGCUCCAGGACCAGGAGUCUUUGUCCUGAAACCAACACACAGGAGGAUCAAACUUCAGAACAGACAGACAAACAGGUGUGGGGACAGGCAGCUGUCAGACAGGUGUGCGGCGUACCUGUUGCCUCCGGUGGCCCUCAGCUUGAUGUGCAGAGCUGUGAUUCCGAGCUCUUUGCAGCGCUGAGCAACGUCCUGAGCUGCCAACAUGGCGGCGUAUGGAGACGACUCGUCUCUGUCAGCCUUCACCUUCAUCCCACCAGUCACACGGCAGAUUGUCUCCCUGAAAAUACAUCGACCAAUCCAAUCAGACAACAGAUACACAAACCCUUUUUGUGUGUGUGUGUGUGUGUCUCAGGUCUGAGCGUGUGCAGAUGCCUGAUGUUUGUUAACUGCUUCAUUCACAGCCAGACUGAGACACACUAAGCUUAUUAAUUCUAUAAGACUCCAGAUUUCACAGCGUGUCCAAGUGUUGACCACGCCUGUCCAAUCACAGACGGUCAGACAGCACAGCAGCAUGUUUUACACGCUAGACUAUCAGUCAAAUGUGAAUUAAACACAUCAUCCACACUAAAAGCAUCACAGCACAAACCGUCUGUAAUCAAACUCCUCAGGAUAAACUUACUUCCCGGAGAGGUCAGUGACGUGGACGAAGGUGUCAUUGAAGGAGGCGAAGAUGUGACAGACUCCAAACACGUUCUCUCCUUCGGCCACCUGAGGACCCAGACUGAUGACCUGCUCCUCCUUCUUUUCUUUUCCUUUGCGAGGAGCCAUUGUCU